AUGGGAUUGACUUGUUCUUCCAGCAAUCAUAAAGCUCACAAUUCUCAAACCAACGAAAUUAAUUAGCCUAUCAUGAUUGCAGAGAAUUUCAUUAAUAUCAUAGGAUAAGUAGAAUUAUCUGACGAUAUCCACGAUGAUCUUCGUUAUAAUUUAAAUCAAUUAAUUAUACUGAGGAGCAAGCUGGCACACUGUAUCGUUCGUUUACAUAAACGAUACUCUCAUUAUCACUACUAACAAUUAGAAAAAGAGCUCACAAGUGUAUUUCAAUAUGUAGAUAUCAUACUACAGAAUAUAUACUUAGAAGUGUAUUUUCCAUUAGUAUAUACCUUCUUGGUAAACUUAAUAGAAAUACACAAAUAAAAUUUGAAAUAGUAAUUAUGA
Messenger RNA from Paramecium octaurelia, 381 nucleotides. NCBI's taxonomy places the organism in Eukaryota, Ciliophora, Oligohymenophorea, Peniculida, Parameciidae. The record is from the annotation of a GenBank genome assembly.